UACCAGGGCGGCUUCGAGAAGCCGGCUUGGUAUUCGGUCUUUGACAACUACGGGUACGGUGCACAGAUUCCCCAUAGCGAUCCCGAGCUCUCUCUACUCACAAGACUUCCGCACCCAAAAGCGUUCCGUGCAUGUUCUCGGCCCGUCCCGCUCCGGAGCAUUCGGCCCGCAAGCGGCUCAUCUCGCAUGUGUACUCCAAGUCUUACAUCCAGUCGAGCACGGCUGCAGCGGCCCAGUCGCAGACAAUCAUUUUCGAUAGAUUCCUACCAAUUAUCGAGGCCUCGGUCGCCGAGUCCCAGAAGCCCCAUGGUGUCGACAUCUACUCAAUCUUCAUGGCAGCAACUAUGGACUUCAUCGCGGCGUACAUCUUCGGCCUUGGCAAGGGUACUAAUUUUCUCGGCAACAAGGCCUAUCGUGAACAUUUUCUCGAGCUGUACAGGGCUCGCAACGACUACGGGUACUAUGAUCAAGAGAUGCCCCGGCUCACCAAGUUUUGCCGGAGGGUUGGUAUCCCAUUGUGCCCCAAGUGGGUAGAUGGUGCCAACAAGGAGCUGGGCGAGUGGUGCCUGGGCUUAUGUGCCAAAAUGGGUCAUGUUUUUGACUCGGAUUGCCCUUCUCAAGCUGAGCCUCCGGAUCAGCCUACCGUGUGGGAUGCUCUGGUCGGUGGCCUGCGCAAAGAAGCGGCGAGAAAUGGACAGGCUUCCGUGUUGUACCCUACGGCGCUGUCGAACCGUGAGCUCUCGGUCGCCUCCGAGCUCUUCGACCAUGUCCUAGCCGGCCAGGAGACAGCCGGCUUGACGCUGUCGUACCUGUGCUGGCGGCUGUCCCAAUCGUUGGAACUCCAGGCACAGCUCAGAGCCGAACUUUUGAGCCUCUCGCCCAACAUGCAACUGGACGGGAAUGGCACGCCCUCCGUGCCAGACCCCAAGCAGCUGGACAGCCUACCGCUGCUGCACGCCGUCCUCAUGGAGACCCUACGCCGCCACCCACCAAUACCCGGCGCACAACCGCGCCAGACGCCAGAUUCGGGCUGUCGGAUUGGACCGUAUGCUGUUCCCGGGGGUGUCAGAGUGGCCGCGUCGGCAUACGCGCUGCACCGCGACGAAGCAAUCUUCCCCGAACCGGAGAAAUGGGAUCACACCCGGUGGCUCCCCUGGGCAGCCGAUGAGAGUCAGCUGAAGGAGCGUAACCGACAGUUCUGGGCGUUCAGUUCGGGGGGUCGGAUGUGCAUCGGAUCGAACUUUGCUAUGCAUCAGAUGAAACUCAUGAUUGCCGCCAUCUACUCAAACUACACGACUCAUAUCGUGGAUGACGAAGGUAUGGAACGUCAGUCGGACGGGUACACUGGGCGACCAGAACACGAACAGUUGUUCUUGCGGUUUGAAAAGGUUGGUUAACGGUUACUAUACCCGAGUCAAUGUUUGACCCUGCCGAAACCUGGUCCCCGAGAGGCUCGGCCGUUAUUGAUUGGGGAGC
Molecule: messenger RNA, 1476 nt
Organism: Thermothelomyces thermophilus ATCC 42464
Lineage: Eukaryota; Fungi; Ascomycota; Sordariomycetes; Sordariales; Chaetomiaceae
Exons: 2
Coding region: 132-1397 (421 amino acids)
Molecular function (GO): heme binding; oxidoreductase activity, acting on paired donors, with incorporation or reduction of molecular oxygen; monooxygenase activity
Source: RefSeq, a predicted model, not a curated record